Paramecium sonneborni is the source of this 1133-nucleotide messenger RNA. The record is from the annotation of a GenBank genome assembly. NCBI's taxonomy places the organism in Eukaryota, Ciliophora, Oligohymenophorea, Peniculida, Parameciidae.
AUGUUAAAUGAACAAAUUAAGUAGACGCUCAAUAAAUAAACAAAACCAUUUCUCGAAUCUUAAUUCUCUCGAAAAACAAGUACACUUAGGAAAAGAUCAAAAGCACGCUCCACUAUCAGUAUUCAAGAUAUUCCCUCAUAUUCACCAUCUAAGGAAAUUUCUUCUGAAUAAAAACUUACUAGAUUCUAAACAUAAUAGAAGACUUAAUAAACGGGUUCUCAAAAUGGCAAUUCAGUUAGUUGCCAAACCAACAUGUCUGUCAGUUGUUUUGAUGAACCUUUACCUGAUAUUCCUCCCUCUGAUCCUAUAUGGCUAAUAGUCAUACCACAUGAAGAAUUGAAAGGUUCAUCUGUUGAACAACUAUUUAACUAAAAUAAAGAAUAUUUUUAUUAAUUGUUGGGUUAGUACUUCAAAGAGUAAAUGAAAAGAGAUUUCAAUAAAAAUAAAUUUAAUUUAUCAACAAAGUUGAAAACCCACUCUGAUUGUGAUUUCAAGUUUUAAACUCCUGAAAAAUUACUGCUUAUUAAAUAUUCUGAAAAUUUUAAAACUACUUAAAAUUAUUAGUUAGUUUAAACUUUAUAUAAAACUCACAAUUUUGAAUACUCAUCUCUAAAUUACUAAAUCAAGUCAAAGAAAUUACAAUUUGAAAAAAUAAAACAAUAAUUUCCUAAAUUUACAAUUUCUUAAGUAUAUAUAAAAACUCUUAAUUUUAGAAUAAUAAGACGGGUCAUAAACUUUAAAGAAAUUCUUGUCCCAGAUUAUCUACUUCUCUAGAAUUCUAAGUUUAAACUUAAAAGAAUUACAAUAAAUAUUUAAUAUAGCCAUAAAUGAUCGAAUAAAAUAAAAAUAAUUAAACAAAAUUGUACAUCACAAAUUCUUUAACUAAGGAAUCCAAUAUUAUCCAACGAAGUCUUUUUUGAAAAAUAAACUGAAUCGUAUUUCUAAUAUCCACUACAUCCAUUGCCAAAAACUACUUAAUCAUAUCAAAAAUAAUAUUCUGCUUUCAUCAAAAAGUAAAAUUAUUUUGAUUAUUUAGUAAAGGACCUAAAAUUGGAGAUGUUACUUAAAUGAAGAAUUGGCGAUAAAGUGUUUUAAAAAAAAUAAAUCAAUGUAAAAGCUAAUUGUAGAACUGA